Molecule: messenger RNA, 1683 nt
Organism: Trichoderma citrinoviride
Lineage: Eukaryota; Fungi; Ascomycota; Sordariomycetes; Hypocreales; Hypocreaceae
Exons: 2
Coding region: 1-1683 (560 amino acids)
Source: RefSeq, a predicted model, not a curated record
AUGGUCCGCUACGACGUCUUCGACGCCCGGGACCUGCUGGCCUUCCCCGGCGGCGACAACAGCACCGACACCGUCUUCGGCGGCGUCCACUUCAACCUCACCACCCUCCAGCACUGGAACUACACCUACUACAGCAAUGGCACCCUGUCCAACAACUCGCGCUGCUACCUGACCUACGAGCCGUACGAGCCAAAGCUGCUCAUCAGCAACGGCACCUUCAUCAACGCCACCAAGUGCUACAGCGCCGUCGACCCCAUCGCUGCCCGCGGCUACACGGGAAUUGGCUUCGCCGUCGCAUAUGCCAUCGGCCUCAUGCUUACGCUGAGCUGCCUGGCCAAGCACGGCAGGCUCUAUCUGCCCAAGGAGAAGCGCUUCUAUCCCAUCGGCCGACGCUGGCAAUGGUACUGGGGCUGCUUCGUCUGCGCCUGCGCCCUCAUCAGCCUCUUCACCAACAUCGACAUUGACCGCUACCAUGUGCCCGAGCUUCCCAUCAUCGUCACCUCUUUCUUCUGGUUCCUCAUCUGCCAGGGGACUCUUGCGCUAGUGUGGGAGUCGGUGAGGCACUGGGGAAGCUGGCAGGAGAGGCAGUUCAUCGACCCGAACCCCUUCGUCUACCGUACCGACGACCGGCGCGCCAUGGUGGAAUUCUACAUGCCCCUGUGGUUCUAUUUCUGGACCUGGAUGAACUUCUUCCUUGUCAUUCCUCGGAGCUGGUCCUUUGUGGAGCAGCAGCGCUCUCCAGAACAAACCAUCGCCAAGGCGAUUCCCGCCGCUACAGGAGCGCGAUUCAAGGCCGGCGCCUUCUGUCUCGUCGUCGCCUGGCUUACCAUCGUCUUCUCGCUCCGCCACUCAAUCUAUCACUACAAGCCGCGGAACCGUGGAGUCUUCAACCGGACCAUCGGCUUUGCCAAGGCGCUCCCGCUGCGUUUCGUACUGACCAUUCCCCUCGCAGGCGCUCUCGUUGCUUACCAGGUGUUGAUCUCCUUUGAUUGGACAUUCUCUGUCAUGCGCUACCAUGGCAUCGUGCCAGUCAUAUUCGCCUGGGGCUACGGCCCGUCCUUGCUCAUCAUCUUCGUGCAAGUCGCCUACGGAUUCGCGAGCCCCAACGAAGACAAGGCGCUCCUCCACCAAAGACGACAGCGCGGCGACACCAUUGACCGGGAGCUUGGCAUCGUCAGGAAGCCGGCGUGGUGGAGGCGCGUCAGGGGUGAACACUUGUACACCAUGCGAGACAAGAUUACCCAGAACGUCAACGAGGUGGGAGGGAAGCGCGGGCUCAGGGCCAGAUUCGAAGCCGAGGCCGAAAACCAGACGGGCGGCAACGGCGACGGCAUUGAGAUGACGAGCGUGUCUCAGAAGAACAACCCGCGGGUGGACAGGGCUGGCGUCGGGAGCCUGGCGUCCACAGAACAGCGGCGCUACACCGGAAAGUCGGAGCGCCGACACAACGAGCGCAUCGUCGAGGACUUUGCCGGCGUGCUCUUCCCCAACAAUGCCGACACCGAGAGGGCGCGGAGGAUCGCCGAGAUAACGGCAGACGGCCCUCCGCCCUAUCAGGACGAGGAUCGUGGCCGCUCGUCCCGGCAGAACGGCUCGAGUAAUGGGCAGAGGAACGGCAGCGCCGAUACGACCAACUCGAUUGCUGCCCCGCCACAGCAAGUUAGGAGCAUGCUGGAUGUUUGA